Messenger RNA from Theobroma umbraticum, 2428 nucleotides. It is a transcript of the gene ROPGEF5, whose product is annotated as ROP guanine nucleotide exchange factor 5. Lineage: Eukaryota; Viridiplantae; Streptophyta; Magnoliopsida; Malvales; Malvaceae. Gene Ontology annotation, molecular function: guanyl-nucleotide exchange factor activity. The record is from RefSeq and is a predicted model, not a curated record.
AGCCAUAUGCUUUCAAUGUCAUGAAAGAGAGAGAGAGAGAGAGAGAGACAAAUCAAUCCAACAAAAACCAACGAUCAGAAAGACAUUUUCCAUUUUUCAAAGAGAGACGUUACCCCAAUGGCACGUGCUCAUCUCUACUUCUUCUUCUGAGAAGUUCAAAAAUCAAAUCUUUUAACUCCCACCCCACCAUCCUCGCCACACCCAGCUAAUGUCUUCUCUUUGGAACCCAAAGGCUUAGCCUUUUUGCUUUUGGUAGUUUAGUUAGCAGGACCCUUGGAGAUGAUGGAGGCUUUGUUGAAGAAGAAAGAUGAUUGGACUGAUUCUGUUAGUGGGUUGAGUAGUUGUAAUGGUGAGUCUAAGGAAACUAGUAGCAGUAGUAGUUCCAGUGGAUCAAGUUCAGGGAAAUUGGUUGACAAAGUUAAGGUUAGUAAGGCUAGAGGGUCAGGGUCAGGGUCUGCUUCACCUCCUCUUUUGGGUUGGCCUAUCAGGAGAGCGACUACUGCUAAUGCGGCUGCUGCUCCUAUUACUACUGCUAGUACACUGUCAAAGAACUCAGAUGUUUCUAAUGGAAAUGGUGAUGAAGACAAGAGUAGUAAUGAAGAUGACAAGUUUACAAAACUGGGUUCAAAGAUUAAUGUAGAGAUUGAUAUGAUGAAGGAGAGGUUUGCAAAGUUGUUGCUUGGUGAAGACAUGUCAGGUUCAGGAAAAGGGGUUUGCACAGCUUUGGCCGUUUCAAAUGCCAUUACCAAUCUCUGUGCUACCAUAUUUGGGCAAUUGUGGAGAUUAGAGCCUAUAGCUGAGGAGAAGAAAUCCAUGUGGAAAAGAGAGAUGGAAUGGCUAGUUUGUGUUAGCGACCACAUUGUUGAGUUGAUACCCUCUUGGCAAAAUUUUCCAGAUGGAAGUAAGCUUGAGGUCAUGACUUGCAGGCCUAGAUCAGAUAUUUUCAUCAAUCUCCCAGCCCUGCGUAAGUUAGAUAACAUGCUUCUGGAUAUAUUAGAUAGUUUCACCAACACAGAGUUUUGGUAUGUUGAUCAAGGGAUUAUAGCCCCAGAUGCUGAUGGGUCAGCCUCCUUUCGGAAAACACUGCAACGCCAGGAGGAGAAGUGGUGGUUACCUGUGCCCCGUGUGCCUACAGGCGGUCUCAGUGAUAAUGCAAGAAAGCAACUGAAUCACACGCGUGAGUGCACAAAUCAAAUAUUAAAAGCUGCUAUGGCUAUCAACAGCAUUUCAUUAUCAGAAAUGGACGUUCCAGACUCGUACUUGGACACUCUUCCGAAGAAUGGAAGAGCUUGUCUAGGAGACCUAAUUUAUAGGUAUAUUACCUCUGAUCAAUUCUCAGCAGAGUGCCUGCUUGAUUUCCUUGAUCUAUCCUCUGAGCAUGUUGCUCUUGAGAUUGCAAAUCGUGUUGAAGCCUCGAUAUAUGUGUGGCGUCGAAGAUCUCACUCGAAGCCCCCAAUCAAUCCAAACCGAUCUACUGCAAAAUCAUCAUGGGAAAUGGUAAAAGACCUAAUGGUUGAUGGAGACAAGAGGGAAUUUCUUGCAGAAAGAGCUGAAAGUCUCUUGCUUUGCUUGAAGCAGCGAUUCCCCGCUUUGACUCAAACUACCUUGGAUACCAGCAAAAUCCAGUGCAACAAGGAUGUUGGGAAGUCUAUUCUUGAAAGCUAUUCAAGAGUUCUAGAAAGCCUGGCAUAUAACAUUGUGGCACGCAUUGAUGAUUUGUUAUAUGUAGAUGACUUAACUAAGCAUUCAGAAAAAGUGUCAUCGAUUCCUACAGUUAGUGUAAUUGCGCACAAAAAGGUUUCAAUCCCAUAUUCGGUGCCUGUCUCUAGCACUCCCUAUAAAACAGCAGUCACCACACCAAGCUUUUCACCUGCACCACUGAUCAGCCCUGUAAGGGGAGAGAGAACUCCUUUUCUCAAGGAGAAUAACAACAAAAACAACAGCAAGCCUCACCGCCGUGGCUUUGGAGUGAAGAGGGUCUUGACGAACUAUCUUGGAGUUGAUUCAAAAGCAAAGAUAUGUGGCAAUGCAACAGAUCGUUCAUCAAUUAUGAACUCUAACAGUACAGAGAGCUCAGGGAAUCAAAAGGAUCACAUUGCAUCAAAACAAUCAUCAGCAUACCAGAAUGGGACCAGAACGCGACAAGUUCCUCCGCGAUAUACUGUCACUUGAGAUUGUUCCACAGAGGAAAAGAAUAAGAUGAGACAAAUAGAAUAGUUAAUGACAGAAAACUUCUGGUUGUAGUAAGAUACUAAUGUGUAUGAGUUCCAUUUUUAUAUAUUUUUGGUUGUGUUCAUGAUAUUCUUGUAGUUUCAAGCAGGCUGCUAUUUGUAUCAAAGCAGCCUACUCUUUCUUAGGGUGUUACAACUGUGUGUUAAUGUGAAUGUAACUGAGAUGAGAUAAAAUAUAGUCAUGAGAUGCUUGUUCA